ACAUUUGAGGACAAUUCCGAGAGUCGGAUUUAACCCUUAUGGACAAAAGCUAUUGUUUCUGGAGGAUUUUACAUUUUCUGUGAUAUUUUUUUUAAACACCCCCCCUCCCAGCACCCCCACACACCACCACCUCUUCUAUGUGAGUCCGCUGACAGCAUGGGGGUACUGCUAUUGUUUGCUGUCUUGCAGGUGGCGACAGUUGGUUUGGUCACCGCCGGCUGUCCGGUGGUGUGCGAGUGUCCGGCAGGGCCCCCAUCCUGUCCCCCGGGGGUAAGCUCGGUCCCCGACGGCUGCGGCUGCUGCAAGGUGUGCGCCGCCCAGCUCAACCAAGACUGCCACGAGGGCCGUCCCUGUGACCACCACAAGGGACUGGAGUGCAAUUAUGGCAACGACGUGGGUCGCACCCAUGGCAUCUGCAGGGCAAAGGCGGACGGACGCUCCUGCGAAUACAACGGGCGGAUAUAUCAAAAUGGCGAGAACUUCCGCGCUGGCUGCAAGCACCAGUGCACCUGCAUCGAUGGAGCCGUAGGUUGCGUGCCCCUUUGCCCCAGCCAUGUGCCCCUGGCGUCCCCUUCCUGUCCCUCCCCGCAGCUGGUCAAGGUCCCAGGCCAGUGCUGCCUCAGCGUCGACUGCCACAAGGGAACCGGCGCCUUGACCCCGUCGCAGCAUCGUCCCCAAAUUCCGGCGUACCCGCCUUACCCCUUCGUCCCCUACCCGGCUUACCCCUUCCCAAAGCCUUACCCGAAACCUUACCGGAAGCUAUACCCCCACAAGCCCAAGAAGGACAAGGACGCCCUGGGUAAUGAGCUGAUGGAGGUGGGGCGCAAGUGGGAAAAGCACCGUGGAAACAAGCACCUGGCCGCCUGGAGGCAGGUGGGAGACGAGUGUGUGGUCCAGACCACUUCCUGGUCCCAGUGUUCCCGGAGCUGCGGGAUGGGCGUUUCCUCUCGCGUUACCAAUGACAAUGCUCGGUGUAAGCUGAUCAAGGAGACGCGUCUGUGCAACAUUCGACCCUGCAGCUCCAUGGCCAUCCCCGUUAAGAAAGGAAGGAAGUGCUCUCGCACCCAUAAAGCCCCAGAGCCCCAUCGUCUGUCCUACGCCGGCUGCAGGAGCACCCGCCUGUACAGGCCCAACUACUGUGGAGUAUGCAGGGACGGGCGCUGCUGCUCGCCCCGCCGCACCCGCACGGCCAACGUGAGCUUCGCCUGCCCCGACGGCGAGCGCUUCAGCCGGUCCGUGAUGUUCAUCCAGUCGUGCAAGUGCAGUGACGAGUGCAACCAUCUCAACGAGGCCGCGAUGCCUCCUCAGCGGUGGCUCUACGGCGACACGCACAAGUUCAAGGACUAGUGGUACCGCGACCCUGCCCCACCUACAUUCCUUCAUAAAAAAAAAAAAACUGACAUUAACUCCCCUCUAGCGAUACCCCUAAUAGAAUAGCUGUCCUUAGUGUAUCUAUGAGUAGACGCGAGCGAGGUGCACAUGUCAAAACAUCUUCUCUCUUAUUUGGGGAGGAAUGGAGAGAAGACGAAUGAAUCAGAUGAACGUUACCUCCACCUUCAGCAAAGUGACCAGCCCCUGCUUUAGUGUAGAUAAAAAAAAAAAAAAAAAGGUUGUUUCUGGCCGUGGUCAGACUUCAAACUGCGACUAAAACUUUGUGUAAAACAUGGACGCCACCGGGGGCCACCAUGUUGCUGCCGUGCUUCAAAUGUUCCCUGAACUCUGGGACUUUCAUUGGGAAUGAUGGAGCAAAGGGGGUGGGACACGCAAACACGCAAGCAGAGUUGUUCCUUGUGUCAUGUUUGUUCUCUUUUGUUGGUGAUGUGGAUUCACAUCGCAGUUGCUGAGCUUCCUGCUAGCUUAUAGAAAAGCGGGUCUGACGUUGCCGUAGAGCCAAAAUGUGAUGCAGCUGGAAUCAAAUGUCUGCACACUCCAACAUGUGAGUAUUGAUUAAACCAAAUGAAGACUCGGCGGAAAAGACUGGGAUGGCAGAAGAUGGAGGAGCAUCUCAGAUGUUCUGACAGGAAUGUGGUUUGUGUCUUUUUAUGGUAUUUAUUCACUGGUAUUUAUUGUUGAGACAGACGUGAUGACACAGCGGCCCGCCACCAGGAGAGGCGGCGCUGCUAUGUUUGGAGCAUCAGUGUGCCUGAACAAGACUAAAACAGCUGAGAGCUGUCAGUCACGAGAGGGAGAGGAGGACUCCUCACAUAUUCGGGAUUUUAACCCAGGGUCAGAGGUCACGGCGGUCAGAAAACCAUAUCUAAUGAUGGAUGAUGCAGGAGGAGAGGAGGUAUGUACUGGAAAAAGACAAGAGUCCAACCUGAUGGGUCGAGGCUUUGUGUGCUUUAGCGGAGAAUAUGUCAAAGGUUGUUUACACAGCUGUACUCAUCCUCUGCCUUGCCUCCGCGAGAAACCGAGACAUUUAGCAAGCGCCAGAGGAACAAGCCUGGAAUUCUGGCGUCAAGAAGUCAACCGCCUAAUUCUGUGCAAAUUACAAUCCUGACUCUGAAGGGCAGCGAGAGAAAAUCAACCACUCUCUGGUUUGCUGUAAAAAUAAAUUCUGAAAAACUGCGCGUGCGGAGGUAAACAUGUAAUCUGUGACUUGCGGGUAGAACCGCUCUGGGUGUCUAAUGUGGCCUGUAAUCGAGGGGCACGGCAUCAUAGGGCCUGUUCAGACCUUGUAUUAUCAGGACAGAUUUAAAGGAGGGGGGGGCAUCUUCAAGAAAUAAAUGGUACUCGGGUUAAAGUCUGUGCACCUUACAACAGCUUUGAUUCAUGAUCUAAUCUUGUAUGUCAUGUGAAUAUAUCAUAGAUCUUGUGCCAUAAAUUUCAACACUUUUGCAUUUUUUUCUACAAUAAAUCUUCUUAGCUAAAAAAAAAAAUAAUAAUAAAGUCUCUGCUGGCCCAAAAUCUUGUUUCAUUUUACGUGAUAAAAGUGUUGUUUUGGUGUCAUUGCUAUGUGCCCAUGUAGAUGCUGUGGUUUUGGUACUGUAUGUCUAGUUUUAAGGGACACUAUAGAGCAGCUAUGUACAGAUGCAUUGUUAACUUCUCCGUAGUUGUAUCUGCUGUAUAAGGGCCAAUCAUUAUUCUUAAAAUGAGUCGAUGUAUAGUUUAGCACUGAACGAGGCGGUGUUCAGAUCCUAUAUGAGCAUUAAGUGCUAAUUUGAAAGCAUGAUGAUUGUAUGACUUGUAGUGUACAUUUAAUACCAUCAUUAAUAUUCUGUCCUGCUUUUGAGGAUAUAAGAUUAAAAAAAAAAAAAAAAACUCAGAGGCUAAAAGUAACUUCUCUUGGAAGCUGGUUAGCUAACAGACAAGUGGUUAUAGAUUUGUUCAUUAUUUUUCAUUUUGAAUAAAGCCAUUUUCACUCCUA
Messenger RNA from Mugil cephalus (flathead mullet), 3367 nucleotides. Its product is annotated as CCN family member 1. NCBI's taxonomy places the organism in Eukaryota, Metazoa, Chordata, Actinopteri, Mugiliformes, Mugilidae. Gene Ontology annotation, cellular component: extracellular region. Gene Ontology annotation, biological process: signal transduction. The record is from RefSeq and is a predicted model, not a curated record. Gene Ontology annotation, molecular function: protein binding. Bases 157 to 1347 code for a protein of 396 amino acids. The transcript is spliced from 5 exons.